UAGAAGUGGAUAAAGCUGCUGAGUUAGGCCAACGAUUCUGCAGAGAUGACUUAAACGACAUCCCCCAACGUCGUUUCAUGGCUUCCUUGCCUUCUUCAGUUGCUGCUACAGCAGCAGCAGCAGUCAAUGGCGGUACUCCCAAUCCCAAGCUCGAAUCCUCCGAGCUUAGAACACACUCAGUUCUUUUUCCGACCCAAAAGGAAAAGCUGACACAAAGUGUAUCUUCUCAGCAGAAAAGGGUGUCAUCGGACUCCAUCUCUACCGACUUCCGAGAAGCACUUUCUGCCAUAAGAGAAGAUGCUUCUUCUGAGUCAUCUUACUAUGUGGACCUUUUGCGAGAAUGCAUUGAGAAGAAUUCGGUUUCAGAUGCAGAAAUGGUGCAUGCCCAGAUCAUAAAAACGGGAAUUCUUGAAGAUGUGUUUGUCUCGACGUUCCUUGUUAAUGUUUAUGUUAAAUGCGGGAACAUGGGAAAUGCUCGUAAACUGUUUGAAAAUUUGCCUAGAAGAAAUGUUGUGGCAUGGACAACCCUGAUGACUGGUUAUGUUAACAAUUUCGAGCCACACCUUGCCAUCCAGGUGUUUCGAGAAAUGUUGGAAGCAGGCACUUAUCCGACGAAUUAUACUCUAGGGAUUGUUAUAAAUGCUUGUUCUUCGUUGCAGUCGAUCAAUAUGGGUGAGCAACUCCAUGGUUACAUGAUCAAGUACCAUAUUGACUUUGACACUAGUAUUGGCAACUCCCUUUGUAGUUUAUAUGCAAAAUCUGGGCACUUGAGUUCGGCUGUUAAAGUGUUUGAGAAUAUUAGAGAAAAGAAUGUCAUCUCAUGGACUGCCAUUAUAUCUGCUUUUAGUGACAAUGGUGAUGCUGCAGGGGGUUUGGAAUAUUUCAUAAAGAUGCUUUCUGAGGACAUUCAGCCUAAUGAGUUUACUCUUACUAGUGUCUUGAGCCUGUGUUGUGUUAUGCUGUCUUUUGGUAUAGGAAGCCAGGUUCACUCAUUAAGCAUCAAGCUUGGAUUUGAAUCAAAUUUGCGAGUUAAAAAUUCCAUCAUGUAUUUAUACCUAAAAACUGGUAGAAUUCAAGAGGCCAAAAGGCUGUUCGAUGGAAUGAAGGUCAACAGUUUGGUUACUUGGAACUUAAUGAUUUCUGGCCAUGCCCAAAUGAUUGAACAUGAAGGUGAUAGUCUUUCAGCAUAUCAAAGUGGAAACCAGGCCCUUUACCUUUUCUCGAAACUGAACCGCUCGGGCAUGAAACCUGAUCUGUUCACCUUCUCUAGUGUCUUAACCCUAUGCGGAAGUUUGGUGGCCUUAGAACAAGGGGAACAGGUUCAUGCUCAGACAAUUAAAUCUGGAUUUCUCUCAGAUGUAGUUGUUGGAACUGCACUCAUUAGUAUGUAUAACAAAUGUGGAAGCAUUGAGAAAGCAAGUAAAGCUUUUGUGGAGAUGUCCAUAAGAACAUUGAUAUCAUGGACUUCAAUGAUUACGAGUUUGGCACACCACGGUAGGACUCAGCAAGCAUUGCAGCUGUUCGAGGAUAUGAUACUCACAGGAGUUAGGCCGAACCAGAUCACUUUCGUCGGUGUUCUAUCAGCUUGUAGUCAUGCAGGAAUGGUUGAAGAAGCUCUCGGUUACUUUGAGAUGAUGCAAAAGCAAUACAAAAUUAAGCCAGUGAUGGACCAUUACGCCUGCCUUAUUGCCAUGUUUGUGAGGUUGGGACGAUUAGAUGAAGCUUUUAAUUUCAUCAAGAAGAUGGAUUUUGAACCCAGUGAGUUUAUAUGGUCAACCUUGGUUGCGGGGUGCAGAAGUCAUGGAAAUUCGGAACUGGGAUUUUAUGCUGCUGAACAAUUACUAAAGCUUAAACCGAAAGAUACCGAGACUUAUGGCUUGUUGUUGAACAUGUACUGCACUGAGAAAAGAUGGAAAGAUGUUUCUAAGGUGAAGAAAAUGAUGAAAGAAGAGAAAAUUGGAAAAAUAAAGGAUUGGAGUUGGAUAAGUAUUAAAGACAAAGUUUACUCAUUUAAAGCAGAUGAGUCUCAUCAUCAUAGUGAAGAUUUCCACAAUUUUUUGGUGAAUUUGAUUGACCAAGCUAAGAGUAUGGGAUAUGAAUCACUAAAAGAUUUGGAGGUAGCAGAGGAGGAAGAAGUGGAGGAAUCAUCAUCCUCUUCUACCACUUAUCAUAGUGAGAAGUUAGCCCUUGCAUUUGGGUUAUUGAACACACCAAGUUUUGCACCAAUAAGAGUGAUCAAGAACUUCAUAAUGUGCAGAGACUGUCAUAAUUUUAUUAAGACUGUUUCAGUACUUACAGGUAGGGAAAUAGCCAUUAGAGAUAGCAGGAGCCUUCACAAAAUUGUCAAUGGAAAAUGCUCAUGUGGUGAUUUUUGGUAGUCUUCUGUGGUAUCCUUUGACAAGGAGAACCAAACAUCAGGUCUGUUUACUCAUAAAAAAAAAAAUUGUAAUCUGUUGGCAUCUAUGAUUUUGUAUACUUGCUUUUUUGUUGGUAAAAAAAUGCUCUGAUUUUUAGUGUUCUUCCAUUUUACACCAUUGUGAAUGAAAACACACAUAAAGUAAACUGUGGAGAGAGGGCUUAUGAAACCAA
Humulus lupulus (European hop) is the source of this 2589-nucleotide messenger RNA. Its product is annotated as putative pentatricopeptide repeat-containing protein At5g52630. NCBI's taxonomy places the organism in Eukaryota, Viridiplantae, Streptophyta, Magnoliopsida, Rosales, Cannabaceae. The transcript is spliced from 2 exons. The coding region runs from base 78 to 2378 and encodes 766 amino acids. Gene Ontology annotation, molecular function: RNA binding; protein binding; zinc ion binding. The record is from RefSeq and is a predicted model, not a curated record. Gene Ontology annotation, biological process: RNA modification.